AGGCAGAGUCACUGGGGGGAGUUGUGGGAGCUGAGGGCUGAGGGCCAAAGAUGGGACCAUGGAAAGAGAGGUCAAGAUUGUGGAAAGAGGAAAAAGUGUUGGAAAGCUGGUGUGCAUUGACUCUGAAAUCACAAAGGCUAGUAUUUGCGAGUGUAUUUGCGAAGAUAGUCAUCCAGGAGUUAAAAUGUCCAAGAAACAAAGGAGAAGGGCCUGAGAUUCGUGGACCCUGGAAACAGGGUGGCAGGUGAUGUGCUGAGGCGUGCAGGUUCAGAGCUGGGCUAUUUGGGGGAAGAGGCGAGACCCUGUGCUCUAGGGUCCUGCAGAGGGUUCAGGGAGGACUGUCUGGGGAUGGUCCCCCACCUCCACCGAGCUCUUGAUGAGGAGACAUGCCCCUGUCAUGCCCCUGUCACGGCCGGGGUCCACUGGGAACACUGACAGGUCCUAGGGCAGUGUGUUCCUUCCCUUUGCCCCCACAAGCCACAAGCGUGAUGUCAGGCUUCACUUUCUGGGGUUUGCAAAGUGGGUGGUCGCAGUAGGAUGGUUUCCUCCUACUGUGAAGAGCAUGGUAAGAUGUUGAAAUAGCUUCUUCACUGCACAUGUCCCCUCUCCCUGGGAUUCUGACCAGGACUUGGGAGAACCAGACCCUCCUGACAAGGGGUGGCAGCUGGGAGGGGCCUGUGGCCUCUGGGGAGUGUCAUUUGAGACAAGGAAGCAGGGAGUGCUGUAGCUCUGUCCACUGUCUGUGUGCUUGCGCCAGAGUCUUGUCAUGGGAGACGAGAGGGUGAGCCAUCCACCCUUCACCACAGGCAGCCUGGCCUCCCUACGUGGGGGCAGGAACCCCUCAUGGGUCUGCUGUAGGAGAAGGCCAAGAGCUAGGGCUUCGAGGGGCUCCCCAAGUGCAGCAGCAAGGCCCCAGGAACUUCCCUGUGUCUAGCCCCCUCUAUGGCCUCAGCAGCCAUGAAAGCUCUCAAGGAAGGACUUCUGGCAGCUGUGUUUCAGGGCCACCUGGCUCUUCCUCCUCUUCUCUUGGCAAAGGUGGGCACCCCCUCUCAUCCAUCUGAUGAGGCAACGAAGUGGGGUCUGUCCCCUGAAGCUGUGGAUCCAGGCCACCUUUCAUAAGAGAGCUCCACCGAUGACCCUCCACCCUCCACCAAACCCUGCCCACAGAAGGCGUCAGGGCAGGAACUCUCCACCAGCAGGGAUCAGCAGGAAACUGGGAGCCAGGCAGGAGGAAGCUGCCUUUCCCUCCCCUCUGGAGGUGCUGUGACCAAAGGUUUGGAGCCCCGGGCUGGUGGAAGGCACCCCACUAGCUGCCAGCAAGGCAAUGAUUAAUUAGGCCUGGAGAGGAUCCCAAGGGUUCUGAGUGGGAGGGCGUCUGGGGCAGGCACCUGGCAGACUCCUGCUCUCUGAAGGUUAUAAGGGUCAGUGCAUGAAAAGUCUGAUACAACUUUAUGGGCCCUGUUCUGCCAAGGAGGGAGAUAGCAUCGCUCUUCUCAAGGACCUGCAAAUAGCCCUUCCCAGCUAAACAAACAGAGACCACGGUUCCUGACACAUCUGGGGAGAAUGCUUGAGUUACUAAUUAAUCAGAUUAUAUAUACAUUCACUUUCUUUUUCUUACUAAAAAGUCAUAAAAUACACAUCACAUAGAAAGUACCGUCUUCAGCGACUCUAAGCGCACAGCUCAGGGGCACUAAGCACUUUCCUACUGUUGUGCAGCUGUCCCCAACCUCCAUCUCUAGAAUUUUCCGUCUUCCCAAAUGGAAACUCUGUCUUCGUGAAACAUGGAUCCCCUCCCUGCCCCCAGCCCCGGCGCCCAACACUUUCUGUCUCCGGGAAUCUGGGGACUCCAGGGACCUCGUGUGCAUGGGUCACACGGUGUCCGGCUUGUUUCACUGAGCAUCAUGUCCCCUGGGACCAUCCACGCUGUAGCAUGAAUUUCCUUCCUUGUUAAGGCUGAAUAAUAUUUCUUUUUAUUUAUUUGUUUAUUUUGAGAGAGUGUGUGUGUACCUGUGUGUGCAUGGAGAAGGGGCAGAGGGAGAAGGAGAGAAAGAAUUCCAAGCUGGCCCCACGCUGAGCUCCGAGCUUAACUCAGGGCUUGAUCUCACAACAGUGUGAUCAUGACCUGAGUCGAAAUCAAGAAUCGGAGGCUUAACCAACUGAGCCACCCAGGCACUCCACUGUGCCUGAGUUUGGGAGUCCGGUGACUGUUGGACAGACAUCUCAGCACUGGCUGACCUAGGCCAUUUGGGCCUGGGGCUUGGAUGGGGCUGGACAGCUCCCCUAGAACGUGGCCCUGAUCAACCUAGGAAGAGGUCGCCUUUCUGAGCCCACAUCUGCCCCCAAGUGCUAGUCCUAAGGGCCAGACUCCAUGGACCAGCCAGAGGAUUUCUGCUCCAGUGCGGAGUCCCGUGCCGCCACAGCCCGAAAAAUACUCCAGGAAACGCUGGAGAGGCUGAGCCAGGAGCAGCUGAAGCGCUUCCGCCACAAGUUGCGUGACAUGCCAGUGGACGGCCGGAGCAUCCCAUGGGGGCGGUUGGAGGGCAAGGACGAAUUGCACCUCGUGGAGGAGAUGAUCCAGUUCUAUGGGCCGGAGCUUGCACUGGACGUGACCCGAAGGACUCUGAAGAGGGCAGACAUCCGAGAAGUGGCAGAGCAUCUCAAGGACCAGCUGAAGGGGCUCGGCUCCGGCUCCUUCAUGCUGCUCUCCGUGUCCGAGUACAAGAAGAAAUACAGAGAGCACGUCCUGCAGCAGCAUGCCAAGGUUAAGGAGAGGAACGCCCGCUCCGUGAAGAUCAACAAACGCUUCACCAAACUGCUGAUCGCGCGGGAAGGCGCCGCCCCGGUGGCCGGCGCUCCGGAGCCCGCCGAAGAGCCGCAGCCACAGCGUGCUCGUCGCUCCGACACUCACACCUUCAGCCGCCUGUUCGGCCGCGACGAAGAAGGCCAGCGGCCCCUGACGGUCUUGCUGCAGGGCCCGGCGGGCAUCGGCAAAACCAUGGCGGCCAAGAAAAUCCUGUACGACUGGGCGGCCGGCAAGCUGUACCACGACCAGGUGGACUUCGCCUUCUUCUUGCCCUGCCGCGAGCUGCUGGAGCGGCCGGGCGCGUGCAGCCUGGCCGGCCUGGUCCUGGACCAGUGUCCCCGCCGCAGCGCGCCCGUGGGCCUCAUGCUCUCCCGUCCCGAGCGGCUGCUCUUCAUCCUGGACGGCGCGGACGAGCUGCCCCCGCCGGGGCCCACCGAGGGGGCCCCCUGCACCGACCCCUUCGAGGAGGCGGAGGGCGCGCGGGUGCUGAGCGGGCUGAUGGGCAAGACGCUGCUGCCCGGCGCCCGCCUGCUGGUGACCGCCCGUGCCACCGCCCCCGGGAGGCUGCAGAGCCGCCUGUGCUCGCCGCAGUGCGCAGAGGUGUGCGGCUUCUCCGACAAAGACAAGAAGAAGUACUUCCACAAGUUUUUUCGGGACGAAUGGGUGGCGGAGCGUGCCUACCGCUCUGUGAAGGAGAACGAGACACUCUUUGCACUGUGCUUCGUGCCCUUCGUGUGCUGGAUCGUGUGCACGGUUCUGCACCAGCAGCUCCAGCUCGGCCAGGACCUGUCGCGCACCUCCAAGACCACUACGUCGGUGUACCUGCUUUUCAUUGCCAGCCUCCUGAGCCCGGCACCCACCGCUGAUGGGCCCCAGGUGCAACAGGAGCUGCGGAAGCUGUGCCGCCUGGCCCGUGAAGGCCUCCUUGGGCACAGGGCACACUUCACCGAGAAAGAUCUGGAAAGAUUGGAACUUCAUGGCUCUAAAGUUCAGAUGCUGUUUCUCAGCAAGAAAGAGCUGCCAGGUGUGCUGGAGACUGAGGUCACCUACCAGUUCAUGGACCAGAGCUUUCAGGAAUUCUUUGCCGCGCUGUCCUACCUGCUGGAGGACAAGGGAAACCUCAGGGCACCGACUGACAGCGUCGGGGCGCUUCUGCAAGCGGACGCUGAGCAGCGCGGCCACCUCACGCUCACCACGCGCUUCCUCUUCGGGCUGCUGAACACAGAACGGAUGCGUGACAUCAAGCACCACUUCGGCUGUGUGGUUUCAGAGCAUGUGAAGCAGGAUGUCCUGCGGUGGAUGCAGGACCAGGGCCACCAGAGGGCGGCACUGGAGGGGACCAAAGAGACUGAAGCGCCAGAGGGCUCGGAGGAGCUGGAAGAGGAGGAGGGCGAGCUCAACUACCCACUGGAGCUGCUGUACUGCCUGUACGAGACUCAGGAGGACGCCUUUGUGCGCCAGGCCCUGCGCGGCCUCCCUGAGCUGGUGCUGGAGCGAGUGCGCCUCAGCCGCAUGGAUGUGGUGGUCCUGAGCUACUGCGUAAGGUGCUGCCCCGAGGGGCAGGCACUGCGGCUGGCUAGCUGUGGACUGGCCCCUGCACAGGAGAAGAAAAAGAAGAAGAGCCUGAUGAAAAGACUGCAUGGCAGCCUGGGUGGCAGCUCCAGCUCACAAGCCACCACGAAAAAACCCCAGGCUUCUCCACUGCGUUCACUCUUUGAGGCCAUGACUGACAAACACUGCGGUCUCAACAGCCUGACGCUGUGCCGCUGCAAACUGUCUGACUCUGUCUGCCGAGACCUCUCUGAGGCCCUGAGGGAGGCCCCCACCCUGACCGAGCUGGGUCUCCUCCACAACUGGCUCAGUGAGGCUGGCCUGCGUGUGCUGAGUGAGGGCCUGGCCUGGCCCCAGUGCCGGGUGAAGAAGCUCAGGGUGCAGCAGCCCAGCCUCCAGGAGGCGCUUCAGUACCUCAUCGGCCUGCUCAGGCAGAGCCCGGCAUUGACCACCCUGGAUCUAAGUGACUGCCAACUGCCAAGGCCCAUGGUAACCUACCUGUGUGCAGUCCUACAGCAUCCAGGAUGUCGCCUACAGACCCUCAGUCUGACCUCUGUGGAGCUGAGCAAGCAGUCACUGCAGGAGCUGCAGGAGGUGAAGAAAGCAAAGCCAGGUCUGGUCAUCACACACCCAUUGCUGGACAGUCAUCCCUAAGCCUCCCACAGGAUUCAACUCUGUCUUCUGAGGCCCUGAACGCCAGGAGGAGGACUCUAGUCAGCCCUAUGGAAUAGACGUCCUCAUCCCAAGGGCAGGAAGAUGUUGUUCUCUGCUCUGGGCAGCUCUUUUGAGCCCAGGGGACCCUGGGCAGGCAGGUGAGAGGCAAGGACACACAUGGUCUCUUACCUGGUCAGGCACAGGUUCCAGGACAUGCCCCUCCCCGCAUACCCUGGGCAGGUAUGGUACCAAGUUCUGUCUCUGUUCUCCUAACUCAACCCCCACCAUUGCUCCACCCACCUUUCUCUCCUGGGACCCGCUAGCCAUCCCCCGUCAGAUACCUCCAGCGACAAUAAUGCAGACAGCUCCUAGUCAUCAAGCCCCUGCCAUGUAUUGGCCUUGACCUGGUAUGCUCAGUGCAGUACGACCCCUUCACUGAUCCCAUCCCCAUCUGCACUGUGGGCCCCACAGCCCCACAGCCCCACAACUCUGCCGUUGGCCACAGGGGAUCAGGCAGGGGCUGGCUCCUGACCAAAGGUAGGCAGGUCACUAUUCCUCCCUAGGAACUUGGGUCCUGGCACUGGAAGUAAAGCCACCCCCGAGGCUGUGUGGUGCCAGCCCAGAGGUGUCCACUCACUGUCUAGGUCUUCAGAGAUGGAGACCAGGGGAGAGGGACCACAGCAGCAGCCUGGACUCCAGGCGGGAGCCGUGACAGCAGGGGCAGCAAGCAGCCUGUCCUCAAGCCCAAGUGCUAAUAAUACAUUCUCCUUUGGAUUCA
Molecule: messenger RNA, 5786 nt
Organism: Suricata suricatta (meerkat)
Lineage: Eukaryota; Metazoa; Chordata; Mammalia; Carnivora; Herpestidae
Gene: NLRP6
Product: NLR family pyrin domain containing 6
Exons: 9
Coding region: 2369-5008 (879 amino acids)
Biological process (GO): response to bacterium; acute inflammatory response; regulation of inflammatory response
Cellular component (GO): canonical inflammasome complex; cytoplasm
Molecular function (GO): vasopressin receptor activity; peptide binding
Source: RefSeq, a predicted model, not a curated record